Molecule: messenger RNA, 3685 nt
Organism: Porites lobata
Lineage: Eukaryota; Metazoa; Cnidaria; Anthozoa; Scleractinia; Poritidae
Source: the annotation of a GenBank genome assembly
AUGUCGGCUGGAGGCAGUAAACGCUACGGCAGUGGCCGUAGGCUCUUGUCACCUGGAAGCUUUGUUAGGAGCAUAGAGAAGAGAUCUGACUCUCGGAGUUCGUGGCUCAAGUCCCAUGGAAGGAUUUACGUCCGCUGUGACAUUCUGGACACAUUUAAAACGCUGAAAGCUCAGUGUGUCUUCUCCACCGACACUGCUUUCUUGCAGCAUUUGUUGUCGUUUGAGAUGCGAAGGCAACAAAGGUGAGAAAAUAAGACUUCUACAUUUAUAUUGCUUUUUAGUCUAAGCUGCAACGUCGAAUCUAACUACCUAUUAAAUAUUACUGUAUUUUAACAGUUUAAAAGCCAAGCAAGCCAUGAAGAAGAGUACGGAAGAGUCAAGUGCAGUACAACAACCCCAAGCAGGUAAGAUGCACAAGAUCGAUCUGGAAUCCCUGUUGAGGGAUGUGAGCAGUGCAUGUGGCCGGAACAUUUAUGGACACAGUCCAUCGGGAUUAAUUCUGCUUUCAUUGAAAUAAAAGUUAUAAUAUGUUGUAUAUUGUUUUGCAGAUGAUUCUAAUUUCCACACCUCGACCCCUGUGAAAAGAGGCCAGUAUGACGGUUCUGUCAUUGCUCCACCAGUGGAAAGUCCAGUUGCUGGAAUGGCUGGUGACAAUAGGUAGGUUGUCAUUUCGGUAUUGAUUUUUUGUUUCCAUAUUUCACAUAUCUGUCUCGGACAUAACGGUGAAGGAGCAAUUUGAAGUUCUUCCUGUGAUAAAAAUUUUAGAUGCAUCAGGUUUUCAUUGAGUGAAUGUCUGAACAUUCAAUAAAUCAUGAUGGAUGAGGAAGAAAGUUUUAGUAACUAUUCUUUCAAGUAGUUCAGUUUGGUAUUUCCCUUUGGUUUUUUUCUUUCUUUAUUUAUUUUUGUGCACGAAAACCUCUGUUAGCUAGGUACAACAGUACUUUUAGAGAGAUGUUUAUUGUAAAUCUGCUGCACCUUUUCCACAGUGACAUUGACAUCACAGGCACCGACCACUCUGAGGUCAACUCAAAUAGUGACAGUAGCAGCAACUCUUCUGCGACAGAUUCGUUUGCAGAAAGUGAAGAUGACAACUGCUUCUUGUAAGUAUGAAAAAGCACGUUGAUCUUCCCAAUAAUUUCGAAAGGUGGUGUUAUGAUCAUUAGGUUGUGCUUUUCUUGUCAACAUUUUUCUCAUCAAUUGAACCAAACCAUCAAUGGGUUAGCUGUGUUGUCAUUUCCAUAUUCUUACCAAAAUUUCUGCUGUUAUUUACAACUCAUGCUUUUUGCCUGUGGGUUUUCUAUGCUUUCUAUUUAUCAAUGAACUCAAGUAGUUUACUUUGUAUUUUGUAAACAUACUAAACUAUUUUCCUUGUAUUCUAGCUGAUGCUUUUAGACAGAUAUUCCACUCACUUGAUGUCUGGCAUAAGUCAAAAGGAAUCCGGAAGUGUCUUUCAAAUGUGAGUUAGAGUUGAUAUUAUAUUAAUUUUGCAGUGGCCACAAAGAACAAAUUUAGUGUAAUUCUUUCUAAUAUGUGACUCUGUCCCAUGUAUUGGCAAGACUCAUUCCUAUAAAUAGAACAUAAACAUACAUUGUGUUGUCACUUGUAAAUACGCCCAUGUAGUGUACUUCACUGUUGUAUAUUUCCAGGGUAAUCAAAUCAUAUCUUUAACCAAUGGGCCAGGAAUGGACUAAGAAAUGUUGUUAACAUAAUCUGUAGAGAAUUAAAUGCUCAAAGUUUGACAAUGAUGAUUGGACUGUCAAUGUAGGUUUAUUUUUUUGAGUCAUUGCAUUUAUCUCUGCCAGAGAGAAAAAUUUAAGGCUUGUUAUUGAUCUUCUGUAGGUGGGAAGUGCAAAGGGGAUGGAUAAAGUGGCCCUUUGGUCUGACCACAUUGUUAGACACUUUUGGCACUGUUGCAGUCUGGCAUCUGAAGUCGAAGGCAAUGACCUAGAAGCUCUGAAGAUAUUGAAGGUAAUUCCAAUUUAUCAUCUUUUUUAAAGUAAUUAAUAACAGGGCUGUCGGUAAGAGGUGAUGGGUCUAUGUGGCCCCCAGCUACACUCAAAGGAAAAUAGAAGAAAAAUGGAACCAAACGAAACCCCCCGUUGUUUGAUUCUGUGCCUACUUAUUUUAUGUACCAAGCAACUUGAAAUCUUAGUGACAGCUCUGAAUCAAUUUUCAAAGACUUUUUUGAAAAUUAUCACAUUAUAUUACUUCAGGCCGUAAAAACUUUGUUUCUUCACAAUGUUUUAGGGUCUGUUUACAUGGAGGUGGGGGACCUCCGAUAGGUGAGGUAAAAUGUGGUGGGUCACCCCGUCUGUCAAAUUAAAAUGAGAUAUUAUAUGGACAAGCGGGAUACCCCACCAAAGCGGGUUACCUCACCUACAUGGGGUUCCCUACCUCCAUGUAAACAGACCCUAUGUCAUUAUCAUCUUGUUAUAUCUGUUUCAAUGAAAUUUUACUAUUAUGAAAUCAGGAUACCUGGAUCUCACUAUUACACCAUGUGUGCAAUCAACAUGAGUGGGCUGAUGGCCAUUGUGACCACGAGCCAAUCACUGAGGAAAACCACCAGCUUCCAUGGUUUGACAGGAGAUCCAAAGAGUUUGAGGCACUGGAAAAAAUUAUCCUGGAUCCUGACCUUCUUGAAAGUUUCAAGUACUACACCAGAUUUAGGUAUAUAAGGGGAACCCUGUUUUCAUAAGAAAGACUAAAUAUAUAUCUUAUUUCAAUACGUUGGUUUAUUCAAAUAUAAUGUUUAUGGAUGACUGUUAUGGUGUUCAAAGAAAAAAUAUUUUGGUUUGUAUUCCUGUCUGCUUGGUCCUUGGCAAAAGAAAUGUAGGGAGGAAACUUAAAAGAAUAAUGUGUUAAUGAAUACUAUUUCAAUAACUCUGAGCAGCCCCAUUCCUUAAACUAAGCUCAGUAGUGUUAACGUUGUCAGGCUUAGGCAAGGGUUUAUUUUUUAUUGCCACUGUGGACCUUGUGAAAACCUUCUUAAGGUGUUGGCCAGCCCCUAAAUGCCUUUCUAUGUCAAGCUCAAUUCAUUGUCCUUUUUUAAUUAUUACAUGUAUAUUUAACCAUGUUUUUCAAAAAUAUUUAUUUUACUUUUAGGCAUACAGGCGCAUUAGAACGAGCCAACUCUCUGUCAUUGAUGUAUGCCAGCAAGAGAAUUUCCUACACGUAAGUAACGACACUUCAUAGUUUUAAAAGUUCAUAGUAUUUAUAUUAUCUGUAGGGUAUAGCGAAGGGGAGCUCAAAUAUUGUUGUAUACUUCAAAAAAUUGCACUGUGUGAACAAAGGUCUCAUUGAACACUGUCUAUUUUGAUCAAUUGUUCUUUUUAGGGAGAAAGUCUACAAAGCAAGAAAACAAUUAGCUGCCAUUGACUGGAACUAUCACCUCGAUAUUCCUGAACAAGAAGAUGUGCUAGGCGAGGUUGCUGUGACCCGGAAGUACAACCAAAGAACAAAGAGUUGGAAUGUGAAAAUUGUAAAGCAGGCCAAAGACUAUGGUUAUAUUUGGAUGCUUCUGGCUAAAGUGUUUCGUCUACGUGUGGAGGAUAAUGAAAAUAUGCAGAGGGCGGUCCCAAUGGAACCUGAUGACCCAAGGAGGAUAGCCCCUACAAUUGCUGUGGUGCCACCCCCACCUUCACGCAAGCUCUUUAUUCAGCACAGCAGCAGGUUUAAGAAAAACUAG